UAUGACGGCGUAUUUCCGUUUCCGUGUCCUUGGUAACACGUAGUGGCAUUCUCGCUGCAAAAGUGUCAAGCAAAAAUGGCAAAAAUAAGUAAGGAGACCAAACAGCGACUCCAGCAGCUGUUUCAAUGCGGACAGUUCGCCAUUCGAUGGGGUUUUAUUCCAACCGUGCUGUACUUAGGGUUCAAACGAGGAGCAGAUCCAGGAAUGCCAGAGCCAUCAGUCUUGGGCUUACUUUGGGGUUGAGGAGCGACAGCGUCCACACCAACACCCCCCUCCUGAAAGCCACAACAACCACCUUGUAUUGAACAUUUAUUUUCCACAUUCUGCUCAGAAAUGUACACAAAAAUGCUUUAAAUUAUAAAAUGUAAGCAUAUUAAAAAUGGGCUAGUGGGGCUGAAUCCAGGUUUUCAUUUCUGUCUAUUUAGUAGCCUGACACCAGUCGGCAGGAACGAGUGUCUUGUCCAGGGAAAACAAGACAACAAAAGUAUUUAUAAAAAACGAGCCUGGCGGGGCGUGGUAGGGUCUCUCCAUCAUAGCUGUUAGACUAGCUAGCAUCCUCCUGUUGCCCAUUCAUUUGUUGUGAUGUCAUUCUAUACUUGCGUUUGCCCCGUUUUCAUGUUUUUCUCAAUAAAUGUCUGACAAAGGA
Hippocampus zosterae (dwarf seahorse) is the source of this 646-nucleotide messenger RNA. RefSeq names its product translocase of outer mitochondrial membrane 7 homolog (yeast) (gene tomm7). The transcript has 3 exons. The record is from RefSeq and is a predicted model, not a curated record. The coding region runs from base 76 to 243 and encodes 55 amino acids. NCBI's taxonomy places the organism in Eukaryota, Metazoa, Chordata, Actinopteri, Syngnathiformes, Syngnathidae. Gene Ontology annotation, biological process: protein import into mitochondrial matrix. Gene Ontology annotation, cellular component: mitochondrial outer membrane translocase complex.